AUGAAGGUGAUCGUGUGUUUUGAUAAUGUGCGUGUCACAGUGCCAUGCGGGGAUGGAACUAUACCUGUCAGAGAGUUGAUAAAUAAAGCUGUUCACCGCUAUACCAGGGCAGUUGGCAAGGGCUCCAACCACUGGGUGGAAGUGACCAGCCUCAAAACCAUUAGUGGUGGAGGAAUUCUUGACCCAGAUGAUCAGCUGGUUGAUGUUGUUGAUGACAAAGAACAGCUCAUUGCUGACUUUGAGGAGCAUGAUCGGCCUUCUGUCCAGCACAAUGGAGGUGAUGGUGCCAGUGCCAGUUCUACCGGGACCACAAGUCCAGAUAUGUUUCAGGCCUCGAAUGGUGCAAAUGUACCCCUACACGACCUCACAAAUAAGCCAAUUGGCAUACAUAUUGACCUCGCAAAUACAUCAAGGGCACUGGGCUUAAUACGGCCCUCUGAAAAUAGUACAGGUAGCAACAAUGUUGUUACAGAUGUUGUGGUCACAUCCAGGGAUUUGACUUUAGGUAGUAACUUGCGAGUUCGUCGAGGAAGUGAACCAAACCUCAAUCUGCUGUCAAGUAAAUCACCUCCAGAGAAGGAUGAGAUCAGCUCUGGUGAUCCAAGGCCAUUUAUUCCCAGAAGGGAGAGUGUCAGGGAAAGUGAUGAGCCACGGUCUGAAUCAUCAGAUGAUGACAAGAAGAUAAAAGUUACUAUGCAUGGAUCGCUGGACAGAAAGAAAGCUAGUCAUAGCCGAUUUACACGGGAUGCACUCAGGACAUCCCUCAGCAACCGGCCUGAGAUGUAUCAUUGGCUGGAAGCUCAGGAAAAUCUGGAACAGCUUCAUAAAAAGAUCAAAGUACAGGAGAGAAUGGGUCCAGUCGAGGGUCACGAUGGGGAAGAUGUAUCAGACUCAUUUCAGACUGAUGGCUGCCUGGUUUGUCUUCAAAAUGAUGGAGGACCACUGGGUAUACAUGCCGUCCCAGCUUUUGAUGAGCACGGAAAAGAAAUGGGCCUUCUCAUACAGAGCAUAGAACCAGACAGACCUGUGGAUAAGGAUGGCAGGAUUAAACCUAAUGAUACCAUCGUGGAAAUCAAUGGCAACAGUUUGAAAAAUGUGCCUUUUCUGAGUGCCCAGAAUAUUUUUCGAGCUGCAAUGGACACCAAAGAAAUUCGUCUGAGAAUUGUUAAAGGAAGUGCAAACAGUACAUCAUCUUUAUCACAUCUGAAGGGCAAACAGAAACCUGCACCUCUGCCCCCAGCUAUACUGCCAAAGCCUCGCAGUCAUGCACCAGCGAGACCUUCACCUCUGACAUUACCAGCACCAGAAUCAAAAGGAAAAGCCACCAUCCCAACCCCUGCCCCAAGGGAUGCCUCCAAAAAGACUGUUGAUUCAUCAGAAAACAGUGAAAAUUCCAAUGGAAGUGAUCAUAUGAACCCAGAUAUAAAUUCUUCUGUGAAAGUGAAACCUGAAUCUUUACUUGUUUAUAAGAAUGUAUCUCCUUCCCCAAGUGCAAAUAUAAUUAAACCUGGCCCUCCAAUAAAAGCCCCAAAGAAGGUGCCACCAGCAAUUCCUGCUCGUAAUCCCGGCACAUCCCUUACAACUCACCUGCCAGAACCUCCCCUGAAUGCUGUGACCAACACAAGAAGAAUUGGGAAGAAGCUGGUUGUACAGCUCAGAAAGGGUCCUUUGGGGUUAGGAUUCAGUGUAACGUCAAGAGAUAAUCAAACAGAUGGCAACUGCCCUAUUUACAUUCGCAAUAUCUUGCCUAAAGGUGCAGCUGUACAGAGUGGCCAGCUCAGACCCGGUGAUCGUUUGUUAGAAGUAAAUGGAGUUCACAUGACUGGAAAAACUCAAGCCGAAGCAGUGUCAUUUUUACGCAUGCUUCCUGAGGGGAGUCUUGUAGAGUUAGUCCUUUCUCGGCAAGAGGAGGUGGAUGAGAAGUUCAGAAUUCCUAGAAAGCUGGGAGAUGAUACGUUGCCUGAAAAUGAAGAUGAGAAUGAUAUUAUUGAUGAGUCCGAUGGUGCUGGUCAACCCAAUGUCUCACCUUUACAGCCCUCUCAGGGACAUGAAGUGGACACUCCAGCACUGGGAGCAAGCAACGAAAAAUUAACUCUUCACAUUCCACUCAACGAUACGGGUUCUGCUGGCCUUGGUGUUAGCGUCAAAGGAAAGACUGAAUCCUCAGACUCCGGCAUCAGAGAUCUUGGGAUAUUUGUGAAGACUGUCCUAAAAGGGGGUGCAGCUUAUAAGGAUGGUCGACUUCAGGUUAAUGAUCAGCUGCUGGAAGUCAACGGUGUGAAACUGGAAGGUUUGUCCAACACAUCAGCUAUGGAAGCUCUUCGGGUCGCCAUGAUGGAAGAGGGCCAGGUUCCAGGAGUGAUCAAGCUGACAGUUGCUCGAAGAACAGGCUCGGAGCCUUUCCCACUCUUUUCUGGAGAUUCACCAGAUAACAGUCAGAUGGAUAUUGUUCCUUCGGCUGUUCACAAACGUGCCUCUUCUGCUUCAAAUGUCAGUGCCAUUGUCCACCAGAGGUCAUCGUCAGCUUCUGAAGUUGCUAGCCUAAGCCAACACAAAUUUGGGAAUAGUAAAGAUAUGCCUUCUCCUAUUCCUCCGAUGAGAAGCAGCAGAGUGGCUGCCCUUAGAGAACACUUUUCUGACUCUGGGGGUGGACUGAGAAAUGAGUCUUAUAUGAAGGCAGCACAUGAAAGUUUCCAUGAGCUAAGUUCUUUCAUAAACAUUAUGCCUUCUCCGUUAAGCAAAAGCAAAUCUCAGAUGGAAGCAAAAUCCCUAGAUAGCAAGAAUAUUUGGAUUAAUGAAAGCGAUACCUACACACUGCCAAAUAAACCUCAGAGACCUCAUUCAACUAUUGGCUUCUUGCAUGGUCAUCACAAUUCCCAUAGUUCUGCCUCAGAUGAUGAAGCCUUUGUCCGUGCAUCUGUGGGAUCAAACAAAGAUGAGAACGAUUUGAGCCCACAUGGGGACUUAAUCUUACCAUUUGAAAGGGAAGGUUUUGGCCGUCAGAGCAUGUCAGAAAAACGAAAAGGUCACCUUGACCCACGCUCAACUGAGAUAUAUAAGCUUGUGAAGGGCAACAAGGAAAACAAAGGUCGCUUUCUAGGUCGACGUGUGCAAUCAUUUCAUGUCACAGGAAGUAGUGAUGCCAUUGCCGCAAAGGUUCCCUUGCCAGCUCCUAGUCAUACAGAUGCAAUGAGCCCAUAUAAGCAAUUUAUGACAUCCUCAACUAAUAGCAUGAUGCAUGUGUCUAAUGACAGUGCCUACCAGUCUAACCAGGUCUCAACAGAUAUGCCAGUGAGCAAUAUGAAACGGGCUUCUUCCUUAGAGAAUAUUGUCAAUGUAGUGGAAGCCCCCUCAGAUCAUACCCAUGAUUUGUCACCAAUGUGGAAAUCGAACCGAUUUGGGCGGGCAAGAGGCUGCAAUGAAAGUUUUCGGGCAGCAGUUGACAGAUCUUAUGAUGCUUUGGAUCCAGCCUUAAUGGACACUCUGGAAGAAGAAAGUGCUGAAAGUGGAGCCUUUACUUUUGAUCCAUCACACUCCAGCCAUUCAUCUGUCAGUAGUGAGGCAACUAACGAGGACAUGAACAGUCUCAAGAGAAUAAAAGCUAAAGAAAAGGAGAAAAAAGGAUUGUUCAAAGGCUUUUUGAGAUUUGGAAAAGGGAGAAAAUCAGAUGAAGAAGCCAUGCGUCGCUCCAGAUCUGAAGAAAGGCCAGAGGAUCGAGUGGUGGACAGAAGAACUGAUUAUUCUUCAGAGCGUCCUGUUAAAGACUGGUGGGCAGCCCAGCCUUAUGGAGAUACUCAAAAGAAAUGGAUGGUAGCUGCAGAUGAACAGAAUCAGCAGCAGCGAGGGAGGAAAUCUAGUCAACAAGAACAAGAAAGAAUUGAGGAAGAGUAUGCGAGGCUUAGAGACUAUCAUGUAGGUAUUCAGCGACUGAGGUCUCAAUCAGUGGAUCCAUCUUCGGGAAGAAAUGCAGCUGUUGUAGUCUCUCAUGAGAGAUCCAGCCCUUUCCAACCAUAUCCAGGAUCUUCUGCACAAUGGCAGCAUCAGCUUGCCCAGCAACAAAUGGAUAGAUCAGAUCCACGAAGUUAUCAUCCUGCGGCAAUGACACGUGCGUCCCAGGUCACAAAUCAUGACUAUGCUGGGAAGAACCAGUCUUACUCCAACUCUGGGGGGGAGCUUGAUGGAAAGGGCAGCAUAUCCAAAACUGCUAUGUCCCGAGCUGAGUACAUCCAGCAGCUGCGGUCCCAGUACCAGCAGCGUCACCGGCAGCGCCAGGGAGUCUAUCCACUAGAUGACAGGGAGGAGCAGUAUGAGAUGUGGAAUCACAUUUCUUCUCAGUAUGAACCCCACAUCAGGGAUCCAGAAAUUUCUCGGUUUUAUGACAGACCAUCAAGUAGACAGUCAGAUCAAAAACUACCAGAAAAAUACGGAAGCUCUUUCAUCCCGCUAAACACCAACAACAGCACCUCUUACUAUCCUGGCAGCCACUCACUUCAGCAUCAGAAACAACAUCAGCAUCGUUACGAGCCCGGCAACCAGUCACAUCCAGGUAGCCGCCCUCAAUCACGAACUGGUCCCGCAGCGACUGAUGUCACUUUACCAUAUAACCAGACAUUGUCGAGCAGUUACACCGAUCAGAUUCAGCAGCAUCAUAAGCAACAUCAUCACCCACAGCAAGUGCAGGAGUUUGCCAGCAAACACUUUCAGGACCAGUACAGCAGCAGUGACACAAACGUUCCUGUUGACUACCAUGUUUAUGAGCCUCAGCCUCAGCACUUCUACACCAACCCGGCUCAGAUGUAUCACUCCACACGCAGUCAAUAUAGUCACCACCGGGGAGGCAGUUAUGCAGAUUCUACUUCAACAAAAGUGUGA
This is a messenger RNA of Candidula unifasciata, 4872 nucleotides long. The record is from the annotation of a GenBank genome assembly. NCBI's taxonomy places the organism in Eukaryota, Metazoa, Mollusca, Gastropoda, Stylommatophora, Geomitridae.